AUGGCGGUCAGUGGUGUGUUAACUGGAAGAAGCGGCAAUUUGGUAGAAUUUCGGCAUGUUUUGACUGAAAACAGUCAGAAAAAGAAUGACCAUUUACACUGCCUAUCUCAGUGUCUUAAAAAGCUUCAAAAUGAUGUUAAUUCUUGUUUAACGGACAUCAUUAACCAAGAGACUACAUCAACAGUCCCUGCAAAAGGUAACUAUAAUAUAAUCAUUUCGUUAGGCUUUUCAUUGUUCACUCAUUAGCGCCUUUCCAUUUAAUAUCCAACCCCUCAGAAAAUUUUUUAUUAUGUGUAAUAACUCUCAGAAUUUUUGUUUUUCUCUUACCUCUAAAAAAAUCUUGCCGUGCCAAAUCAGUCGUGUAGCACGGCAGACCUUGUUGAACUUUUAAAAAUAACUCCACCGCUCUGCUGUAACAAAUGCAAUCAGACGUCGCGCUUCUGUCAUGCUUUUGGCGACUUAGUUGUCAACCUGGAAGUGGGGUUGAUAAUGAACCUUGACCUACCACAGGUACCCCAAGCUCACGAGUGAGAAUCGUUGUUGUGUAACAGAAAUAUUAUAAGAGGGGUGACCCGAAAACACUGACCCCCAGUCCAUGGACCCCCCUAUGGACCUGGUCCACAGACCACUGUAUGGACUGGUCCACGGACCCCUCCAAUGGACCCCCCUUUAUGAACCCCUCAUAAAAAGACAAUAAUAAAAAUAAUUAUUACAAUUAGAGAUUUAACUUGCCAUUUGUUUUGCUUUGUUUUUUGUUUUUGUUUCCUCCUUCACUGUGGCGAUGAAAGGAGGACUUGCGUACUACGGAAAAGACCGAUAACUUAGCUAACUUAUGUAUUCGCUGCUGGCUUCCAAUUGCCUCUGCCAUUUUGUUCGGCUCAUUCCUCCUCGUGUUCAGUGACUUUUUCCAGACCUCAAAACUACGGUACAGUAUCAUCCCUUGUUUUCAUGCAAAAGAUUCCUAAAAAAAAUUCAAGUGUAGUAGGAUUCAACCAUCUUUCAUUUUUCUUAAGUUAUUGGACUCAAAUUAUUUUGAUGAAGUGUGAAGGAACACAAGGUGGAUUUUAAAUGACAUUUUCGCUGCUGUUGUACUCCUGUAUCUUGAAUUCUUCAACACAAAAGAGUUUUUAAAAAGCUCUUUCAGCAAAAAAAGAUGCAAUGUACCUAUAAUGCAGAAAAAAUUCUUACCUUCCUUAUUUUUAAGUUUCAUGUUAAUACUUUGUCCAACUCAAUGCUCUAAUACUGAUGUCCACUUGACAGUUGGCGACUUAGUUCCCAAGCCUUUGAACAGGGGUGAAGCUGAGGGUGACCUGGUUAUAUUAAACUUGCUGCCUUUGAUGUGUGGAUUAUUCUGUCUGCAGUUUUUUCCCUCCUCUAUCAGUCAUCACAAAGUCGCUCUGCUGAAAGAUUUGGCAACUAAACACAUAACUGUCAAAUAAAGUAAGGGCCAUAGCUAUCUAAUGGACUUUGGCAUCUUUCUUUGUUGAAAAAGCACUAUUAAGACAAGUCAAUGAACACGCAGGGGAAUGAGCGAAACGAAAUGGCAGAGGCAAUCGGUGGCAGCGAAUGCACAAGGAAAAACACAAGUUAGCUAAGUUAUUGGUCUUUUUCGAAGUACGCAGGUUCUCAUUUCAUCGCCACAGUGAAGGAGGCAACAAUAAAAAAAAAACAAAACAAAACAAAACAGACGGUAAGUCAAAUCUAUAAUUGUCAUUUUUAUUAUUGUCUUUUUAUGGGGGGUCCAUGAUCCGGUCUGUACAGUGGUCCGUGGACCAGGUCUGUAGGGGGGUCCAUGGACCCGGGGUCAGUGUUUCUGGGUCACCCUUUUAAGAGUUUAUUUGUUUAUUUUCCAAGUACGUGCUCUCUAUCUAUACGAUGGUUCUUAUCAAGAGGUCAGCAGCCUUACUAAUGGUAAUAACUAAUAAUAACAAUAAAAUAAGAAUAAUCAAAACAUGUCCAGCUGGGCUCAGAAAGAGUUUAUGGAUUGUACCUCAAUAACAUUCAGGGAUAGGCUGUUCCAGUCCUUAAUGGUAUUUGGGAAAAAUGAUCGUAGGUGAUAGUUUGUUUCAGACGUUGGGCCUUUAUACGAGAGUUUGUGCAUAUGCCUGCUGAAUCAACCAAAAAUGCUAAGAAAACACCAUAAAUUUAGACAAGGACACAAGGUAAGAAAUUCUGAGGUAUUUUUGACCCCUAAAUAAUGAUCACUUAAAUCCCCAUACAAACCCUUAUAAUACUGUUCUCACUUGUGCGCUUGGGGUACCUGUGGACCUACUUGUCAUAGUAAAGUCAUGCAGGGGUGGAUGGUGGACUGCAAGUGCAUAGUAUUUUAAGGAGACCUUAAAAGAUAUACUGCCCACAGGUACAAGUACAGGGAUAUAUUUUCCAUCUGAUAGAGCUUAGUGUUUGAUGAAUUCUGACAAUGGUAUUAUUUCCCUACCCAGUGGGACAAUGAUACCAUUUUCAAAUCGUACACCUCAUUUAAUUUGUGAUCGGGCAGUCUACAUGUAAUUUAUCUCCAUGUAUUACAACAAACAAUGUAUCUAAAGGUGUUUAUUUUUUAUAACAUGAGGACACAUAAUAUAUUUUCUCACAGGAAGAUGACAGGCAGACUAGGCUAUGCUGCUAAAAUUUGAUUUUUGAUGAUGCUCUCAAAACACAGAACUGAUUGCUUUUUCAUGGAGUUCAUCAGCAAUCCUUGAGCCACUAUCAUCACCUUUUAUUAGUUAUCUGUUUAUUGACAAAAUUCUUAUUUCAUGCCUCUGUUAGAAGUAAGUGAUGAAGAAGAUGAUGACAGUGAUGAUUCUGAAGACGCAGAAGGAGCAAACGGAGAAGCUCAGGAACCUCAACCAAAGAAAUUAAGGACCUGA
Molecule: messenger RNA, 2867 nt
Organism: Porites lobata
Lineage: Eukaryota; Metazoa; Cnidaria; Anthozoa; Scleractinia; Poritidae
Source: the annotation of a GenBank genome assembly